GAUGACAAUAAGGCUGGCAAAUGGGCUGGUAUAGUUUGAUCAACUAAUCCAAUGAACUCAACGAAUCUCCGCAUAAUUUGCUGAGUCUUUGAGUGUGACAUUUAUGAGUUGUUAUUUGUUGACUUAUGUAAUUCAAACUCAAGAUCUACCAAUUAUUGUAUAAUAGUUGUCUAGUUGAGUAUGUCUUACCUUAUGAUUAAAUUCGGGGUUUAGUUUAUUCAAUUGACUAUUUGAUCACUUUCAUCCAUUUUUCAUUAUCUAUAAGAUUUCAGCUUAUUUUGGAAGCCGUAAAAUCAUGAACGCUCUUGCAGCAACAAAUAGAAAUUUUAAGCGCGCAUCCCAACUGUUGGGAUUGGAUGCUAAACUUGAAAGGAGUCUUCUCAUUCCAUUUAGAGAGAUCAAGGUUGAGUGCACCAUACCAAAAGAUGACGGUACUCUUGCUUCUUUUAUUGGAUUCAGAGUUCAACAUGACAAUGCUAGAGGCCCCAUGAAGGGCGGGAUCAGAUACCACCCUGAGGUUGAUCCAGAUGAGGUCAAUGCAUUAGCACAAUUAAUGACAUGGAAAACAGCAGUAGCAAAUAUCCCUUAUGGUGGUGCGAAGGGUGGCAUAGGGUGUAACCCAUCAGAUUUGAGUCCUUCUGAGCUUGAACGUUUGACACGAGUCUUUACCCAGAGGAUUCAUGACCUGAUCGGAAUCCACACUGAUGUACCAGCACCUGAUAUGGGGACAAACUCACAGACAAUGGCCUGGAUAUUGGAUGAGUACUCGAAAUUUCAUGGACAUUCACCAGCAGUUGUAACUGGAAAACCUAUUGACCUUGGUGGAUCUCUUGGUAGAGAUGCGGCUACAGGAAGAGGGGUGCUCUUUGCUACUGAAGCUCUUCUAAAUGAGUAUGGGAAAACUAUAUCUGGACAGAGCUUCGUGAUACAGGGAUUUGGGAAUGUAGGUUCGUGGGCAGCUCGUCUUAUCAGUGAAUUAGGGGGAAAGGUUGUUGCUGUAAGUGAUAUAUCUGGAGCCAUAAAAAACAAGAACGGACUUGACGUUGACAGCUUACUGAAACACGUCAAAGAAAAUCGUGGAGUUAAAGGCUUCCAUGGUGCAGAGGCAAUUGACGCCAAUUCAAUAUUGGUUGAAGAUUGUGAUGUGCUAAUCCCAGCUGCCCUUGGUGGCGUUAUCAACAGGGAUAAUGCAAAUGAAAUCAAGGCCAAAUUUAUCGUUGAGGCAGCAAACCACCCUACUGAUCCAGAAGCAGAUGAGAUAUUGAAAAAGAAAGGUGUUGUCAUCCUUCCUGACAUAUAUGCAAACUCUGGUGGUGUUACCGUGAGUUACUUUGAGUGGGUUCAGAACAUUCAAGGAUUCAUGUGGGAUGAAGAGAGAGUGAACAAUGAACUCAAGAAUUACAUGACACGGGGAUUGAAGGAUGUAAAACAAAUGUGCAAGACGCAUGAUUGUGAUCUUCGUAUGGGAGCCUUCACCCUCGGAGUUAAUCGUGUUGCUCGGGCAACUGUUCUCAGAGGUUGGGAAGCCUAAGAUCAUAAUAUGCUUGUGAUUGUUUUUAAAUAAGAGGCCUCUUUGCUCUUUGCUCUUUGCUCACCUGGUCUGUGCAUUCAAUUAUUAUGGAGAUAUGCUCCAAUGUUUAAGUUAUAUGAUGCCUCUAUACAUGACGUUCUUAGACACUGGGUCCUUUAUCAUUACCCUGGUGAAUUAGAGGAGAGAUUAUCCCCAAUUUAGAUUUUUUUUUUUUUUUAUGUUUUUGUGUAAUUGCUCACGGUUUUUUACCGGAUUUGUAACUUUAUGAUUAAACAAGAGCAAGGAAGCUUCAUGGUUAGGAGUUGACACCUUCUGAAAUCGCUUCCUUUGUUGUCCAUUUUACAUGUAAUUACAUAAUCUUAAUAAAUUAAGGUUUUUGUAAAGAAAUUACAUUUGAUUUCGAAUGCAACUUUUAAAUCAAUGUUUAUUAGUUGUAUUAUUUUGUAAAAUUAAUUUUGAUGUUUUUAUUUA
Beta vulgaris subsp. vulgaris (sugar beet) is the source of this 2002-nucleotide messenger RNA. Its product is annotated as glutamate dehydrogenase B. Gene Ontology annotation, biological process: L-glutamate catabolic process. The record is from RefSeq and is a predicted model, not a curated record. The transcript has 10 exons. Gene Ontology annotation, molecular function: L-glutamate dehydrogenase (NAD+) activity. Gene Ontology annotation, cellular component: mitochondrion. NCBI's taxonomy places the organism in Eukaryota, Viridiplantae, Streptophyta, Magnoliopsida, Caryophyllales, Amaranthaceae. The coding region runs from base 296 to 1531 and encodes 411 amino acids.